This is a messenger RNA of Eurytemora carolleeae, 1627 nucleotides long. Its product is annotated as mitotic checkpoint serine/threonine-protein kinase BUB1. Lineage: Eukaryota; Metazoa; Arthropoda; Copepoda; Calanoida; Temoridae. The coding region runs from base 81 to 1418 and encodes 445 amino acids. The transcript is spliced from 3 exons. Gene Ontology annotation, biological process: meiotic sister chromatid cohesion, centromeric; protein phosphorylation; mitotic spindle assembly checkpoint signaling. Gene Ontology annotation, molecular function: protein kinase activity; ATP binding. The record is from RefSeq and is a predicted model, not a curated record.
CCUCAUUCGAUAUAAGUCCUAAGAAGAAUGCAACACCGAAGGUUGUUCGAUGCAAAACUUGCCGCAAAGUUUUCUCAAGAAUGGCAUCUCUCAAGAUUCAUCGAAGAUCCCACGCAGCGUUUACUCCGGGACCCUAUACACCUAAGGAUUUUGCCAAGAGGUUUAGUACUGAGAAGGUUUCUCGUGAACCCUAUCGUCCCGCGGCUCAUCUUAAACUACUGGAGGGUGUGAGUCCACAUCCUAGAGAGUAUCCAGGAUAUUUUGAGAACCCUGGCCCCCUUCCGUUCAUUAAACCUGGGACAUCAUUACAGCUCAACAACGAUAUUUUCACUGUAGGAGAUAUGAUCGGAGAGGGUGGGUUCGCCAAGGUGUACUCUGCCUGUUGGGUGAACGGACCUGCCGAGGAGAGAAAUACCGUGCUCAAGGUUCAAAUGCCAGCCAACGAUUGGGAAUGGUAUAUUCUAGGACAGGUAGAUCAACGGUUCGAUCAGCUCCAGCAUCCAUUAAAGGAGGAGGAGACAUCCUGGAAGAGAGGAUUCAUGACUGCUCCGCGUUGUUAUACCUAUCGGGACGGAGCUGUUAUUAUCUCCCAGCUUCAGAAGAUGGGAACCCUGCUUGAUCUUGUCAAUCUCACCAAGAACGCAGAUAAGAGUAUUAUAGAACCCAUAGCAAUAUAUUUAACUGCUGAGCUCCUUGGUUUAAUGGAGUUGCUGCACAGCGUCAACAUUGUGCACGCGGAUUUAAAACCAGAUAAUUUUCUGAUGCGUCACACUCCAUCAACAUCAACCUCACCCUCUCUUCAGUUAAUCGACUUUGGGAAAGCCAUAGACCUGAAGCUUGAGGCUGUUGAGGAGGUUAAAGCUAAGCAAAACAUUGUAGAUAGGUUUGAAACCCCUGCUGGAGAUGAUGCUGGGCAGAAGAUGGACGUGGAGAAAAAUGAACCCGAGUCGGAGAAAUCUGAACCCAAGACGGAUAAAAUUGAAUCUGAGUCGGAGAAACCGGAACCUAAAUCGAAAAAAUCUGAACCAUUGUCUGGUCUAACGAAGAAGACUGAGAACGGAGUAAAAAAUGAGCAGGACGAGACGGGACGAACUGGAAAAUAUCAUCUAGAUUAUUUUGGAAUUGCAGGUGCUGCGUACUGUCUAUUGUUUGGGAAGUAUAUAGAGGUUGGAACGGUGAAAAACCGAUGGGUCGUCAAAGGAUCCUUCAAGCGCUGGUGGCAGGUGAAGCUCUGGGAGCAGUUCUUCGACGACAUGCUAAACCCCAAGGGGGAGGAGAAGGAGUGCCUGCCCUCUUUAUUAGAGUGGAGGAAGAAGUUUCUUCUUCUCUUUGAGAUUGAGGAUCUACGAGAAGGACUUGUUAAAGCUAGAGAAGUGAUAGAAAUAAAACUACUUGAGAAAUGGAGGCGUUUGUUGUGAAAACUGCUGAUUAUUGAUGCAAUAUUCAUCGUUCAUUUAUUUAAUACUUGAAUUUUAGUAUGUGAAAAUAUUUUCGUCUAAAUUUAUAUUAUUUAUGAAACUGUGAUGGGUUGAAGAGUAUUAUUAUAUAUUCUUUUAGUUGGUAUUCUUACUUGUUGCCUGAUGAUAGUUCAAUUAGUGAUCAAAUUAUUAAAUUAUUUCGGCACUUU